UCUAUUUGUCAUAAUUUUUCGGUUUGCUUAUGCUUCGCUUUCGCUGUUUUUGUUUCGUGUAAAAUAGUGAAUUUAUUUAAAAAACCUGUGUUACAGUGCUAAAAUAUGACUUCCAACGCAUCAGCCCCAAGUACCCCUGCGGUUCCACAUAUUGACCGUGAAUUAGACUUAUCAAAUACGGGUAGAGGAGUUUGGUUAGUCAAAGUCCCCAAGUACAUAGCGAAUAAAUGGGAAAAGGCGCCUGGGAAUAUUGAAGUGGGCAAAUUGAAGAUAGCUCGGGUACCCGGUCAAAAAGCACAAGUCCAGCUAUCACUUUCAGAGGGCGUUUUGUGUCUGAAAGAGCCAGGCGAGCAGAGUAUACCGAAGGAACAUAGACUCGACGUGUCCAAUGUGACACGACAGUCCUUAGGUGUAUUCUCCCACGUCGUUCCUGCUAACACAGACUCUGUUGUCCCUGAAUCAGAAAAACUAUACAUGGAAGGCCGCAUUGUGCAGAGGCUGGAGUGUAGGCCGUAUGCUGACCCUACAUAUUAUAAACUGAAGUCAGAGUCUAUAAGGAAAGCCUCCAUGCCACAGCGGCAGGUGCAACAGUUGGACAGAAUAGUACAAAACUUCAAGCCAGUGUCAGACCACAGGCAUAAUAUUGAGUACCAGGAGAAGAAGAAAGCAGAAGGAAAGAAAGCCCGAGAUGACAAAGAUGCUGUCCUCAACAUGCUAUUUGCUGCCUUUGAGAAGCAUCAGUACUACAAUAUCAAAGAUCUGCAGAAGAUUACAAGACAACCUAUAGUGUACCUGAAAGAGAUCCUCAAAGAAGUUUGUAAUUACAACAUAAAGAACCCUCACAAGAACAUGUGGGAGCUGAAGCCGGAGUACCGACACUACAAGCAGGACGUGCCCGAGGUGGCCAAGGAAGACAAGAACAGUUCCGACAGUGACUAGUAUGAAUAUAUAGGUCAAAGGGUCAAUGCAAACCACAAUAUUCAUUAUGUGUCAAUGGCAUGUUCAUUGUUCAUGGCUCCAAUAAAUUAUGAGAUAAGAGAGACCCAGAUCAUGGCAUAUUGUUUCCAAUGUAAAUAUGAUAAUUAUAGCACUUUACUUCAUUUGGGAAGUGCUUAAAACUGCAAGAAAUUUCCAUGCUGGUCUCAAUGAUAAGGAGUUGAAGACCUGAUCACAAGUUAAGGCUGUGAUGAUCUAACUUAAUAAAUACUUGAAAAUAUUUCAGAAUAACUUUAUGUUGUCAUAAUAAAAUAUUUCAUUGAAAA
Molecule: messenger RNA, 1262 nt
Organism: Plutella xylostella (diamondback moth)
Lineage: Eukaryota; Metazoa; Arthropoda; Insecta; Lepidoptera; Plutellidae
Gene: TfIIFbeta
Product: transcription factor TFIIFbeta
Biological process (GO): transcription initiation at RNA polymerase II promoter; transcription by RNA polymerase II
Cellular component (GO): transcription factor TFIIF complex
Source: RefSeq, a predicted model, not a curated record